This is a messenger RNA of Hydatigera taeniaeformis, 651 nucleotides long. NCBI's taxonomy places the organism in Eukaryota, Metazoa, Platyhelminthes, Cestoda, Cyclophyllidea, Taeniidae. The record is from the annotation of a GenBank genome assembly.
AUGGAGAAAUCAGUAGGGCUUACUGCCUGUUUUGCGGAAAUUCUGAAUCAACUUGGUUUAUCGAGGUCACAAAGGCGCGUUCUGCGCAAUUUCAACAACUUUUUGAGCGGUAAAGGAAAGUUCAAAGACACGGAACAUGCUUCAGCUGCAUCUGCGGGCUGUGAAGAUCAGCUAAUUGGUUCAAGCGAACUUGCUAAAUGCCAACGUUUAAUUAAGCCACAGGGAUCUGAAGAUGCGGAAAUUGUAGAUCAUAAAACAGUCAAAUUUUGGGGCACAAAAAGAAAGUUCAAAGACGUAGGUGAAGAUAAUGUUAAAAACAACGAUGAAGAUGAUGGGCGACAAGUUGGUCAAGAAGGAAAGUCUGUUAAAAAAGAAGCCAAUUUGAACGUCAGAACAAAGUUUGACAAUUCGAAAGGAAAUAAUAUUGCAUCCAAUCGUGAUGGGGGUCAACCUAUUCGCGCAGCCAAAUUAUUGAAAAUCGAAAAAAAAGUCAAGGUGAAGAACUCCAAAGAUUUGGCCUUUGUAGACAAUACAAAUGAUGCCAACAGAAGCAAACAACUCUCAGCUCGACGCAGAAGAUGGCAAGCGAAGCAGGACCGCAUGUUGAAGCGUGCCAAGGAAACGGGUGUUCCAUAUGAGGCAAUAAUGAAA